Molecule: messenger RNA, 1032 nt
Organism: Mesocricetus auratus (golden hamster)
Lineage: Eukaryota; Metazoa; Chordata; Mammalia; Rodentia; Cricetidae
Product: mas-related G-protein coupled receptor member B2-like
Biological process (GO): G protein-coupled receptor signaling pathway
Cellular component (GO): membrane
Molecular function (GO): G protein-coupled receptor activity
Source: RefSeq, a predicted model, not a curated record
AUGGAUGCCCGCCCAGACUACUAUAUCCGGAACACUAUUGGAGAUUUCCUAAGCAAGGAUUCCAGUGUUUCAACCUGGGACACUCCCAUCACAGCACCAAAUGGAAACACCUAUAUAGAUUAUAGCCAUUGUGACAUUAUGUCAAGUCAUAUUUUUCUUUGCUUCAUUGUUAUCUUGGGGGGAAUGGCAGCAAAUGCCAUGGUCCUAUGGUUUCUGGGCUUCCGCUUGCAAAGGAAUGCCUUCUCUGUCUACAUCCUCAACUUGGCUGUGGCUGACUUCCUCUUCCUGUGCUUUGAGUUUAUACUUUUCCUUCUUUUUAUCAGUCACACCUUCUAUGCCAUUCCCAUUCACAUCACUUUUUUUUCUGCUGUUGUGUUAAAAUUUGCUUACUUUUGUGGGCUGAACAUUCUUAGCGCCAUUAGCAUUGAACGCCGCCUGUCUGUCAUGUGGCCCACCUGGUAUCGUUGCAAACGCCCAAGGCACACAUCAGCUGUCAUGUGUGCAUUGCUUUGGUCUCUGUCUCUGUUGUUCACUGUCCUGGAUGUGACAGCAUGUGGUGUACUGUUUAGUAGUUUUGACAUGUUUUGGAGUCAGAUAUUUGAUUUCAUCAUUGUGUCCUGGUCAAUAUUUUUAUUUGUGAUUCUCUGUGGGUCCAAUCUUACCCUGAUGGUCAGGAUCCUCUGUGGCUCACAUCGGAUUCCUGUGACCAGGCUGUAUGUGACCCUUGUAAUCACUGUGUUGUUCUUCCUGAUCUUUGGUCUUCCCUCGGGGAUCUACUGGCACCUCUACAGAUGGAUUGGCGACUUAUAUUAUGUUCAAAUUUGCUAUGACUCUGUGAUAGUAUUCCUAUCCUGCAUUAACAGCAGUGCCAACCCCAUAAUUUACUUCUUUGUUGGCGCCAUCAGACACCGAAGGUUCCAGAGGAAGUCUCUGAAGCUGUUUCUCCAGAGAGCCCUGCAGGACACUCCUGAGGAGGAGGAAGGUGGGGAAAGGGGUUCUUCAGGAGAGCCACAAGAACUGGACACUGUGUAG